AUGCCAAUGUCUGCAAGAUUAGCAGAGAACUAUUUAAAUUCGCCUCGAAGAAGUCCAAGAGUGUAUGAAACCAAGUUUGCACAUAAUAUUGCUGAUUCACCCCUGACCUCAUCAGCGGAUGACGAUACAGCUAAUGAAUUUGAAGGCAGCAGUUCGGUGGCCUGUACAAAAAUGUCAUCCGAUCAGGAUGAAACUAGUUCCGAAGAAAUUCUGGAUAUUGACUCUUUCGGAAUUAAUAGACAGCAGUCAAAAUUGCGAAAAAGAUAUAGUUCAGCAAAGUCGAAUAAAUCUGAUGUACAGUCGAAGUCAUUUCUUUUUGGGGCUAUUACGAGGCGCAUUAAACUGGAAUCCUCCUGGCUUAUUCCAUUAUCCCCAGUUCCCUUUCGACAAUCUGGUGUUGCAUGGAAUGGUGUGUAUCGUCGUACCCCUAUUUUGAUAUUCUCCCCAACUGUCAUGAUGAGUAAGGAUAGUAGCGUAAAAGCUAUAAGCGAAAACUUUAACUUAUCUUUCAAAGUAACCAGGGCAGAAUGUCGACUUCUUCGAAGUCUACUGAAAAGUCACGGCUUCUGUGAAGUUAACGGCCUGUCAUCUGAAUUCAAUUUGAUGUGGACGAACAACCAUGUUAAGCCUAUUGAACUCAGGUCUUUGUAUGAUUUUCAGAGGGUGAAUCACUUUCCAAAAUCUUAUGAACUCACCAGAAAAGACAGACUCGCUCAAAACGUCAAACGAAUGCAGCUUCUUAAGGGAGAACAGCAAUUCGACAUAAUCCCAAAGACGUUUGUUUUGCCUUCCGAACUCGCAGAUUUGAGAACUGACUAUGCUAAAGGCCAUGGACCAUAUAUAGUAAAACCUGUUGCGUCCUCAAGGGGCAGAGGAAUUCAUAUCAUUAACAAUCCCGAUGCUCUGACCACCACAGACCAGGUUAUUGUUUCUAGAUACGUAUCGAACCCCUUACUGAUAGAUGGAUUCAAAUUUGACUUGCGACUUUACGUGGCGGUAACGUCAUACUCUCCUCUCUUCAUCUACAUUUAUGAAGAGGGGUUAGCACGUUUUGCAACGGUUCGAUAUCAGAAGGGCACAAAGCACUACAAGAACUUGUGCAUGCACCUGACAAACUACAGUGUCAACAAGAAAAAUCAUCAUUUCGUUCAUAAUGAUGACGCAGAUAUUGAGGAUUUUGGGAACAAAUGGUCUCUGGGCGCAUUAUUGAGGCAAGUACAUCCUAGUAGUUUGAUGUAUUUGAGGAGUGAAGGUAAGGACACGGCCGCCUUGAUGCUUCGUAUUGAGGACAUAAUUAUUAAAGCGUUCGUUGCUGUUGAGGACCAAAUUAACUACGCCUGUCGUCUGUUUAUGAGCUCAAAGUCCAACUGUUUUGAAUUAUACGGAUUCGAUAUAAUAGUUGAUGAGAAUCUUCGACCAUGGCUACUUGAGGUUAAUCUGUCUCCAUCGCUGGCUUGUGAUACGCCACUGGACUUCAAGGUUAAAUCGAAUAUGCUUUCCGACUUGUUGAACCUGGCGGGUAUCGUGUGCUAUGAUCCAACGAAACGAAACAAGAGAGGAAUUUCCUGCCUACAAAACUUUGUUUCUCCUAAGCACCCAACUUACUUUGUCGCUGCCAUCGACUAUUUAUCCGAGGAGUGUCAGCCGCGAUCAUCCAAAAACACUCGAAGGCAACUACGACCAGUUGGCAGUAGUGAUGCGGAGCCAGUGUCGUCGUUAACGAGAGUACAAUCGAAGGUCGCCAGCUCCACAAGAGACUUGACGCCGAAUGAGCAGCGCUUGAUUCGCCGGCUUCAGGAGGAGACUGCGCGCUCCGGUGGGUGGUUGAGACUUUUUCCGUGCUCCGAGACCUGGGACCAAUACGCGGGUCUACUGUACAACAAUGGAGCGACGGAACCUACCGUGUCACAGCCCCAACAAUGGCGACUAUCGAUCUCGGUGUCCCCGGUGAAUAACCAGGCACCCCUGGGGGUCAGUUCCACCACAAAAACCGGACGUCGGGUAGAUGAAAACUUUGCCGUCCACGCCUCUGCAACCAUGGCUGUUUUAGCCAUGCAGAAAGCUAACCUGCACACUCUUGAGUCGACGUCGAAGAGAAACGAGACAGACGUGACGUUGGUGCAUCCCAAUCUCAUACCACCUAAUAUCCAUGUUGGGUUAUUCACGGGGCUUGUGACCUCCAGCAACGAAUGUUGUUCCUCCUUGAGACCUCGUGGGAGCGAUGAGACGAAGCUCCUCGUCCAUGUUCCACCGCUGUACGCUAAUGACGUAACCUACCCACCGAUUCACAGCUUGCCUUCGAGCACACUUGCGGAGUUUCUGAUGAUCGUUCUGGGAUUUGACCUAGACAAAUCACGUUCGCGACGAAAACAAGCGGAGAGCGUAGUGGCGUGUUAUUCGCAGACUCUGGCACGCCUUCCCUUCUACCACAGGAAGCUCGGGGCGCUGCCCAUUUGUGUACGAGGUGUUUGUCUUUUGGCUGGGUGUGACCACACGCUGGAGCGGUCGCGUCUAUGUGGAAUGCGAAGCAACAGUGAAAGGCGCGUCCUGCCACAGGUGCUGCUUCAAGUCGCGAAGUCUGCCAAAGCACCGCCUGCAGUCAACGACUCAAUGCAGCUCUACAAGCGAGAGGUGACUUCGCUGCUGAAUAGUGCCAAAAUUAAGUCGAUGAGCCAGCGACAGGCACGAAGCGCAUUCUGUGCUUACCUGUCACGAAUUCGCAACCGAAUCGCCUCCCAACUCAUGGACACGGGGGCUUCGAGGAAAGCCGAUAAUGAGGCGGAUCUGAUACUGAGGUUUCUUCAGAAGGCUGCUCUCAAACUCUCACCGCAUGCGAUAAAGUCGGUUUGUAGAUCCCAUGACGGUGACACCAACAUCCAGCGGAUGGUAGCGCACGGCGUCUUUAAGAUACCCGAUUUUCCGCCAAACUACAAUCUGCAGUCGAAGUGGCGCCUUCUUAUCACCCUGCUGGAAAACUUCAUAAAAAUCUACAGGUACGAGACCUCUGUGAUUUGCAAUGAAUCGCCGCACCUCAACGAAGCAGGCGUCGAUAAACUCCACUUCAAUCAUUUCAUCCAACAUGCUACAGAAAAUGAACUUGAGACGGUCUUGAGUCAGUAUACGCGUUUCUACCAUUCCAUGAGCUUAUUUAGCGUGCCGCCUCUAAGAUGUACGCCUAUCCCGCGUGAAAGUGGCAAAAUCACACCGAAACCCAUGAGAUCGAUCAACCAGAUGAACUCGAAUAAGCCUAUUCAAAGAUCCCUGACUUUUAGUGCGUCAGACUCUUCACAACUGAAGACUGCUGAUGAACACGAAACAAUCUUGUUACCCCAAGCAACGAGCAAGUUAGCAGUCAACUCGCCACCUGAAACCUCGGGUCGACUUGCCAGGAACGUGGGUUCCCCAGUCCGCAGAAAGAACAACCAGAACUCGUCGUGCUGUCUCGACACCAACGCCACAGUGCCACCAAAACGAGGCGGACCUGCAACAUGGACGACUUUAAUGGAUGAUGCCGUUGAUGGCCAGAUCUGUACGUCUCAGACAAAGCUCUCUCAGCUUGGGUCGAGUGAUUGUGAGGCGAGGCUGGAACCGCGUGAGUCUCCAUUUGAGGCCGUGGACAACGUGAUAAUGGACGGUGACUACGAGGCGGCGUUCUACGAUCCGUCCGAAUCCAUCCACUCUGUACAGCUUCUCGGUGCAGAUGAACCAGAGCCAGAAUCAGGUGGUCACGUGGGCGGCGAUUUUUACGUUCUCGACCGGUGCAUGCCGGAAGAUGCCUCCUCCGGUGGAUUUGACUCGUAUGUCUGCAGCGAGGUCGAUGUCUGCGAUAUGAGUUUGCAGGAGGACAUUUAA
Molecule: messenger RNA, 3852 nt
Organism: Mesocestoides corti
Lineage: Eukaryota; Metazoa; Platyhelminthes; Cestoda; Cyclophyllidea; Mesocestoididae
Source: the annotation of a GenBank genome assembly